Hypoxylon trugodes is the source of this 1920-nucleotide messenger RNA. Its product is annotated as arginyl-tRNA synthetase. Gene Ontology annotation, cellular component: cytoplasm; mitochondrion. Bases 1 to 1920 code for a protein of 639 amino acids. Gene Ontology annotation, biological process: arginyl-tRNA aminoacylation; mitochondrial translation. Gene Ontology annotation, molecular function: ATP binding; arginine-tRNA ligase activity. The record is from RefSeq and is a predicted model, not a curated record. Lineage: Eukaryota; Fungi; Ascomycota; Sordariomycetes; Xylariales; Hypoxylaceae. The transcript has 4 exons.
AUGGCGACAGCUAGUGGGAUAAAUCAACUUCUCUUGAAGCUUGACAACCUCACUCUAGAAUCUAUUUCCGACAAAUAUCCCAACACAUACCCUCAAACCAACCCCUUCGAUCUAUACAGAGUACAUCUUGCCGAAAUUCUCGCUCCUAUCACCGGUGUCGCCGCCGAAAAAAUCCACCCCGUCAUUCAAUGGACAAACACCCUUGACAAGGGCGACUUCACUUUACCUAUUCCUGCCCUUCGAAUAAAAGGCGCAAAACCAGAUGCGCUAGGUGCGGAAUGGGCACCGAAGUUCCCCGAAGAUGACCCCCUCUUCGACAAACCCGUCGCCGCCGGUCCCUUCCUAUCCUUCUUUGCGAAAGGUGGUCCCCUCGCUCAGUCGCUCAUCCCUAUGAUCAGGGCGCUAGGUGCCGAUUAUGGCCGGAAUAGCUUCAUCGGCCUUAAGGACCCUAAAGAUCCCAGCAAAGGCAAGAAGCGACUCGUCGUCGAAUUUAGUUCUCCCAAUAUUGCCAAGCCUUUCCACGCCGGACAUCUUCGUUCUACAAUUAUCGGAAGUUUCCUUGCGAACUUAUACGAGGGCGCCGGCUGGGAUGUCGUGAGGGUCAACUAUCUUGGUGACUGGGGAAAACAAUACGGUCUCUUGGCUCUUGCCUAUGAGAGAUAUGGUGAUGAGGAAGCACUCAAGAAGGACCCUAUCGACCACCUAUUCCGACUCUAUGUGCGCAUAAACGCCGAGAAGGACGAUGAAUUGGCGACUAUUGAAGAGAAGAAGAAAGAAGGACAGGACGUCACUGAACUCCUAGCCAACAGCUUAGAUGAGCAGGCUCGGGGUUAUUUCAGGAAGAUGACAGACCGAGAUGAAUCUGCUCUGGCGUUAUGGCAACGAUUCAGGGAUUUGAGUAUCGUUCGCUACAGGGCUACAUACGCCAGACUCAACAUCAAAUUCGACGAGUAUAGUGGUGAAAGCCAGGUUAGCGAGGAGGCAAUGGCUAAGGUGGCUAAGGAGAUGGCUGAAAAGGGUAUCACCAGAGAAGACCAAGGCGCCGUACUCGUCGACUUUACCCAACUUCUACCAGGCAAGGAAGGCAAGCGUCUAGGAAAGGCUGUGCUCCGAAAGAGGGAUGGCACAGCUCUAUAUCUCACUCGAGAUAUUGCCGAACUUCUUGGUCGAUAUGAGAAGUAUGGGUUCGACCACAUGAUCUACGUUGUCGCUAGUCAGCAAGAUCUCCAUCUUCAGCAACUCUUCAAGAUCAUCGAACUCCUUGGCUACAAGGAUAUUGCAUCCCGAUGUCAACACAUCAACUUCGGUUUGGUAAUGGGCAUGAGCACCCGAAGGGGCACCGUGAAAUUCCUUGAUGAUAUCCUGAGGGAUUGUGCCGAUCACAUGCACGAAGUCAUGCGGAAAAACGAAUCCAAAUACGCUCAGGUCGAAGACCCUGUGGGUACUGCAGACACUCUCGGAAUUAGCAGUGUGAUGACGCAAGAUAUGAGCGGGAAGAGGGGUAACAACUACACCUUCGACCUGGCAGUAAUGACGUCGUUCGAAGGAGAUACUGGUCCUUACCUACAAUACGCCCACACUCGUCUAUCGUCAAUCAAGCGCCGAGCAAACGUAACGGAGGAAGAAUUGGCCGACGCCGACUUAUCGCUUCUCACUGAACCCCACGCAGUGAAUGUCGUCCGAUUAUUAGCUCAAUGGCCGGACGUAGCCCAAAACACAUUACGAACACUCGAGCCAACCACUGUCGUCACGUACCUCUUCAGGCUGACGCACGUAAUAAGCAGUAGUUAUGACCAUUUACAAGUGGUUGGCAGCGAACCCGCUCUUAAGGCAUCCCGAAUGGCUCUUUACGAUGCCGCUCGGAUAGUCGUCGCGAACUGCAUGAGAUUACUUGGGUUGAGUCCACUUGAAAGGAUGUGA